Messenger RNA from Plectropomus leopardus (leopard coralgrouper), 2595 nucleotides. RefSeq names its product CCR4-NOT transcription complex, subunit 4a (gene cnot4a). The record is from RefSeq and is a predicted model, not a curated record. Gene Ontology annotation, molecular function: RNA binding; metal ion binding; ubiquitin-protein transferase activity. Gene Ontology annotation, cellular component: CCR4-NOT complex. Gene Ontology annotation, biological process: protein ubiquitination. Lineage: Eukaryota; Metazoa; Chordata; Actinopteri; Perciformes; Serranidae.
UAAGAUGGUGGUUUGAGCGUAAAUUGUCUCCACAAUACCAAGAAAAGAAAGGGGCAAAACAUCUUUGUAGCCUUUUAAUCACAACAGAACAACACAACUACGGUUAUCUUAAGUGACCGGCUAUAGAAAUUUUGACAUUUCAGACACAUUGGCUCGCAGUCCCCGCCCAAUUUGGUGUGACUCCCUUGGAGUGGAAUCCUAAGCUAAAUACGGACAGGCCCUGUGCUCUGUGACCAGCUUCAACACUCACCCUCGCUGCGCCAUAGGAUGUCCCACAGCCCUGAAAUGAAGGACGACCCCAUGGAGUGCCCUCUGUGCAUGGAGCCGCUGGAGAUUGAUGACGUCAACUUCUUCCCCUGCACCUGCGGCUAUCAGAUCUGCCGCUUCUGUUGGCAUCGCAUCCGCACAGACGAGAACGGCCUCUGCCCCGCCUGCAGAAAGCCGUACCCAGAGGACCCCGCCGUGUACAAGCCUCUGUCACAAGAGGAGAUCCAAAGGAUAAAGAACGAAAAGAAGCAGAAACAGAACGAGAAGAAGCAGAAGGUGACAGAAAACCGAAAGCAUCUGGCCAGCGUCAGAGUGGUCCAGAGAAACCUGGUGUUUGUGGUGGGGCUCUCACAGCGACUCGCCGACCCGGAGGUCCUAAAACGACCAGAGUAUUUUGGGAGGUUUGGGAAAAUCCAUAAAGUGGUCAUCAACAAUAGCACAUCCUACGCAGGUUCACAGGGGCCCAGUGCCAGCGCUUAUGUCACUUACAUCCGCUCUGAAGACGCUUUAAGAGCAAUACAGUGUGUGAACAAUGUGGUUGUUGAUGGCAGAACACUCAAGGCUUCUUUAGGCACAACAAAGUACUGCAGUUACUUUCUUAAAAGUAUGCAGUGUCCCAAACCUGAUUGUAUGUAUCUACAUGAGCUGGGGGAUGAAGCAGCUAGCUUUACUAAAGAGGAGAUGCAGGCAGGGAAACAUCAAGAGUAUGAGCAGAAACUCCUCCAAGACCUCUAUAAAAUUAACCCCAGCUUUCUACAACCUCCAUCAUGUGGAACAGAGAAGUCAAAGAGUAAAUCCAACUCCACACAGAGAACCAACAGUAGCAACGGUAAAGAUGGGUGGCCAACGCUGUCGGGACAUAACAAACUGGCCAACGGGCUUUCAGAGGACCGCAAGUCUCCUCCGCUGCUAGACUAUCUAGACCAAGAAGUCAUUACUUCAGAUGGGCUAGAAACAGAUCUGGGUCCUGGUCAGCGUACAGCUCUGUCCCCCUUCUCCUCUAACUGUGACAGUAACAGUCCCAGUGAUAAACCUCCAGAGUCGAUCGGUAUGGUGAAUGGAGAAACUUUACAACAGAUACCCACCAGUGACUCCCCCUCUCCUCCCCCGGGUUUAACCAAGCCCAGCCUGGUGGUGCCCAUCAGCGUGUCAGACCUCACAGCCCGCUCACCGUUCGAGGGAGCGGCAGCUGAGUCCCAGUCACUCUUUUCAGACAACAGUAACUUCAGACACCCUAACCCUCUCCCCGCUGGCCUGCCUCCCUUCCCCAGCUCCCCCCGCGGCAAUUCUGACUGGCCCAUGACCCCUGAACCACAGAGCCUCUUCACGUCAGACACAAUACCAGUGUCUUCCUCCACAGACUGGCAGGCGGCCUUCGGCUUCGGCUCGUCAAGCAAACAGCAGGACGACGAUCUCGGCUUCGAUCCCUUCGACGUCACUCGCAAGGCCUUGGCUGAUCUGAUCGAGAAGGAGCUGUCGGUGCAGGAUCAGAGCCCCUUGUCCCCAGGGGUCUUCCCCCACAGUGGGAGCAACCAUGGUCCCAGCCUGCCUCCUCUCAACCCCAACCCUGGUGCCUCUCACCACUUCCCCAGCGGCCUGCCUCGCCUCCCCCAGCUCCACCACAGAGCCAUCUACAGCUCCUUCAGUUUCCCCGGCAGUCAGAACAGCCAGUCCAGUCAGCAGCAGCAGCCAGCCGCAGCCAGACACCCCUGGAUGGGCGUCCCGACACGAAAUAACCUCACACACUUGAACCACUCAGCCAGUGCUGCCUCACACAGUAAUUUCCUGGACCUGAAUCUGCCCCCUCAGCACAACACAGGGCUGGGAGGGAUCCCCAUCUCAGAAAACAGUGGCUCUAUAGACGGCUUAAAUGUGAAAGAGUGGCAGGACGGCCUCAGAGCUCUCCUGCCCAACAUCAAUAUCAACUUCGGGGGCCUCCCAAACUCCUCCUCCUCUUCAUCCUCCUCAUCCUCCAACAGUGUUAACCACGUCGGUGGGCCGGCGGGGCCAGCAGGCAUCUCACACAGCCUGAGCUGGGACGGCACAGCCAGUUGGAUGGACCCUGCUAUCAUCACAGGCAUCCCGGCCUCAGCAGGCAACAGUUUAGACUGUCUCCAGGACGACAACCCACCACACUGGCUCAAGUCCCUGCAGGCGCUCACAGAGAUGGACGGCCCGGCCAGCUCAGCGGUGCCCGCUCCCCCCCAGCCCCUCCACAGCGGCCUCCUCGACGCCCACCUCCCCCUCCACCACAGAGCCGCCGGCGGCUGGGCUCCCUACCUGCCCCCUCCCACAACUAACCCCGCGGCAAUUCUGACUGGCCCAUGA